AUGUCUCCAUCGGUCAGUGAGGUCCUCCUGUCUGGGUUAACGAUAAACUCCACUCUCCGGCGCAGGACCCACCUCGUUCAGUCGUUCUCCGUCGUCUUCCUCUACUGGUUCUACGUCUUCUCAUGA
This is a messenger RNA of Spirodela intermedia, 126 nucleotides long. The record is from the annotation of a GenBank genome assembly. NCBI's taxonomy places the organism in Eukaryota, Viridiplantae, Streptophyta, Magnoliopsida, Alismatales, Araceae.